Molecule: messenger RNA, 1251 nt
Organism: Penicillium maclennaniae
Lineage: Eukaryota; Fungi; Ascomycota; Eurotiomycetes; Eurotiales; Aspergillaceae
Product: Major facilitator superfamily domain general substrate transporter
Exons: 2
Coding region: 1-1251 (416 amino acids)
Biological process (GO): transmembrane transport
Cellular component (GO): fungal-type vacuole membrane
Molecular function (GO): transmembrane transporter activity
Source: RefSeq, a predicted model, not a curated record
AUGAACGGCAAUCACACGGACUCCGUGAUGCUAGAGGAUACCUCACCCUCGCAAGCGGUCCCUCCGCCGCCAGAUGGGGGCAUGCAAGCCUGGACGCAAGCCGUGAUGGGCCACCUGGUGGCGUUCAAUACCUGGGGCUAUAUCGCCAGCUUUGGCGUCUUCCAAGCUUACUACCAGUCCGAACUCGGAGUUUCACCAUCGGCCAUUUCAUGGGUGGGAUCUGUGCAGGUCUUUCUCAUUUUCUUCGUCGGGACCUUCUCGGGCAGGGCAUUGGACGCCGGAUUCUUUUACCACGUUUACUACGCCGGGGUUGUCUUACAGUUGCUUGGGGUGUUCAUGACUUCUCUCGCCGCCCAAUAUUGGCAGCUAUUCCUUGCUCAGGGGGUCUGCACUGGUCUUGGCAAUGGUCUGCAGUUCUGCCCCGUGAUGGGCCUGGUGGCCACCUACUUCUCCAGCCGCAGGGUAUUCGCCUUAGCAUUUGCUCUUGUCGGAAGCGGGACCGGUGGUAUGCUAUUUCCGGGUCUGGUGAAGGCCCUCAUGCCAAGCAUUGGAUUCGGGUGGACGGUCCGAGUGCUAGGUUUCGUGAUGGUGGCUACGAGCAUACCGACGACGCUGCUACUUCGGCCGCGACUGCCCCCGCGCAGGUCAGGCCCAUUAGUCGAUUGGGUCGCCUUCAAAGAGCCGACCUACGUGCUAUUCAUCCUCGGCAUGUUUCUCAAUUUUUGGGGACUCUAUUUCGCCUUUUACUAUGUCGGGGCUUUUGGCCGCACCGUUCUUGGCUUGACGUAUUCAGAUUCAACCACGUUGAUCAUCGUUACCAACGGCGCAGGAAUAUUCGGGCGGCUUAUCCCUGCCUACUUGGCGGACCGGCCCCUGAAUGCCAUCAUUCCAUUGAGUAUUGGGGCUAGUCUAAUGAUGUUCUGCUGGGCCGCGGUGGAUUCGACCGCGGGUCUCUACGUUUUCGCCGUCUUAUAUGGUAUUUUUUCCAACGGUGUACAAGGUCUCUGGCCUUCUACACUCUCCAGUCUGACACCGGAUCUGAGCAAGACUGGAAUCCGCAUCGGCAUGGGAUUCACCGUGGUCAGCUUUGCGUGCUUGACGGGUCCACCUCUUGGCGGGGCUCUCAUCGAGAAGGCUCAUGGUUACAUCGGGGCCCAGGUAUGGGGUGGAUUGUCUUUUCUUCUUGGUGCCGCGAUCCUUGUGAGCGCUCGAUUAUUGAAAACUGGAAACACCAUGAAGGCCAAGGUUUGA